AUGGAUAUAUUCGGCCGUUGCAACGGUCCAGGAAGUGGUGGUACCACAUUGACUGGAGCUGCUAGUGGAGUUGGAACCUCUAUCAGAACUGGGACCGUGGUGCCUGCGAUAGCAACAGCGACAGCAACGGUAGCUGAUUCAACAGCUAGUGUGAGUGCCAGUGAAUCUGCCCUAGGUCCUGGAAGUGCCAACAGGAUGCAACUGACCGGAGCAUCGGCUCCUGGAACUGCGGCUUCCCCGGAAUCCGGGGUAUCGCCGCUUGCUGAUGCCUACUCCAAAAUGACCACUGACAUUCUUACUGAGCGCACGUUGGGUGACUUUGUCAGUGAACAUCCUGGUGAACUUGUCAAGACAGGCUCUCCACAUUUAGUUUGCACAGUUCUACCGGCUCAUUGGCGUUCCAAUAAGACACUUCCGGUGGCAUUUAAAGUUGUGGCAUUAGGAGAAGUUGGUGAUGGCACGCUGGUGACAGUCCGAGCUGGCAACGAUGAAAAUUGUUGCGCGGAGCUCAGAAAUUCAACGGCUCUGAUGAAAAACCAAGUGGCCAAGUUCAAUGAUUUGAGGUUCGUCGGUCGUAGCGGAAGGGGAAAAAGUUUUACGCUGACGAUAACAGUAUCGACGUCACCACCCCAGGUUGCGACUUACACCAAAGCAAUUAAAGUGACGGUUGAUGGUCCACGUGAGCCCAGAUCCAAGACCAGUGAGUAUCACUGGCAUCAACAGCAAUUUCAUGCAUUUGCAUUUGCAUCACAAAGAGGAACGCCAUUUUUUGCAUCGCCGCUGGUUGAUUCACUUCAACCGCUACCGAAUCCACUUCAACCACUACCAAAUCCACUGCAGCCACGUGAUCCACUGUCAUCGUUUCGACAUGCAAUGCCCGGCAAUUGUCAAAACAUGUCGCAAUUCGGAUUGACAACUGGCAACUCAUGGGGGUACGGUAGUACCGCUGGUUAUGCUGGAUACUUACCAGGACCGUUGUCAUCUUGUGCUGCCCAAGCACCUUUUCCGCCACCUCCACCACCACCUCCAGCCCCGACCACUGCGCUGACGACAUUUUCGGGCGCCAGUAUGAGCACUCCGACGGCGCCCGAUUCAACCGCUGGGUCUACUGUUGCUACUAAUAGCUCACGGACACCUCAACAAGAUGCUUUUUCAUCUGUUUCAUCACUUGUUCCAGACACGACGACACCUGGACAAGCAGACCCCCUUGAUCCUCUGAGCACUCUGAUGUCAGGAUCAACCCAACGUUACCAAGACUACGUCUCCCCGCGUUCAUUGUCCACGGACUCGAAUACUACUGACAGUCCAGUCCACGAAGAAGGCUUUGGACAAAAUUACGGCAAUUACUUUCCGACCCCAGGCGUUUUGCCAAGCAUACUCUACUCACAAAUUUAUGGUAAUCAAUUUCAGAAUAAUGACAAUUCUGAACAAACGUCCGUUGCUGAAAGCUGCAAUGUUAGGCAAGAAGAGGUCAGGCCUGAUAAUAAUGUAUGGAGACCUUAUUAACUUAACUUUAUUAGUAAAAAAAAAAAAAAUAUAUAAAUAAUCAAUUGUAAGUAACAAGUGAUUCUAUUGGUUAUUGGUGCUUGUGGAAUAUAAAUUUUAGAAUUAUUUUUUUGUGACUAUUGUCCUCUAAUUAACUUAUUAAGACUAUCGGCGAUUAAAUCUUGGGCAUUACCUUUUUAUUAAUCGAUCUAGUAGGCAUCAAAAAUCACCCACCUAAAAAGGCUUUUUAAAUUAAAUUAUAAAUUUUUAAAGUUACCCGGAAAAAAGUCAGAUAUGAUCAUUUAUAAAAAUUAGCCGUAUGUGAUCAUAUGUAAUUUGAUGGAAAAGAAAAUAUCUACUCCGUAUAUGUCCAUAUAUGACAUAUGUGGACAUGAAUAUGUUGCAUAGCAGCAGA
Messenger RNA from Microplitis demolitor, 1900 nucleotides. RefSeq names its product runt-related transcription factor 1. The record is from RefSeq and is a predicted model, not a curated record. Gene Ontology annotation, molecular function: ATP binding; DNA-binding transcription factor activity, RNA polymerase II-specific; RNA polymerase II cis-regulatory region sequence-specific DNA binding. Lineage: Eukaryota; Metazoa; Arthropoda; Insecta; Hymenoptera; Braconidae. Gene Ontology annotation, cellular component: nucleus. The transcript is spliced from 6 exons. Gene Ontology annotation, biological process: regulation of DNA-templated transcription. Bases 1 to 1506 code for a protein of 501 amino acids.